Messenger RNA from Cajanus cajan (pigeon pea), 616 nucleotides. RefSeq names its product fatty acyl-CoA reductase 3. Lineage: Eukaryota; Viridiplantae; Streptophyta; Magnoliopsida; Fabales; Fabaceae. Gene Ontology annotation, molecular function: alcohol-forming very long-chain fatty acyl-CoA reductase (NADP+) activity. Gene Ontology annotation, cellular component: intracellular membrane-bounded organelle. The record is from RefSeq and is a predicted model, not a curated record. Gene Ontology annotation, biological process: long-chain fatty-acyl-CoA metabolic process; suberin biosynthetic process.
AUACGAUGUUGCAUUGGGUAUAAAUACAUUGGGAGUUAAGUACGUUUUGAACUUCGCCAAAAGUUGUAUUAAACUACCCACGUAUCAGCCGGUUAGUACAGCAUAUGUAUGUGGCGACGGAGGACUUAUAUUAGAGGAUCCAUGCCAAAUGGGUGUGUCACUAAAUGGAGUAUCAGGACUAGACAUUGACAUGGAAAAGAAAAUAGUGGAGAACAAAUUGUACGAACUUCGACAAGAGGGAGCCACAGAGAAUGAUGUUAAAAUGGCCAUGAAGGACUUGGGUAUCGAAAGAGCAAUUGAAUAUGGAUGGCCAAACACGUAUGUCUUUACAAAGGCAAUGGGAGAAAUGUUUGUAGAAACUCUAAAGGAAAACAUGUCUGUUGUUAUUGUACGUCCUACAGUUGUUACCGGCACUUAUAGAGAACCUUUUCCUGGGUGGGUCGAAGGAGUCAGAACCGUAGAUAGUUUCUUUAUGGCUUACAGCAAAGGAAAAUUAGCAUGCUACCCCGCAAACAAUAAUGCCAUUGUUGACACGAUACCAGCAGACAUGGUGGUGAAUGCAAUAAUAACGUCCAUGGUGGCUCAUGCAAUAAUUAAAGCAAUUCCAUUAGAUUGA